Nasonia vitripennis (jewel wasp) is the source of this 3442-nucleotide messenger RNA. RefSeq lists its product as uncharacterized. The record is from RefSeq and is a predicted model, not a curated record. The transcript is spliced from 5 exons. Lineage: Eukaryota; Metazoa; Arthropoda; Insecta; Hymenoptera; Pteromalidae. Gene Ontology annotation, molecular function: protein binding. The coding region runs from base 860 to 2461 and encodes 533 amino acids.
UUUAUUAUCAAUCAUUUGUUUUCCAACAAUCUCUUUUCGUCGUCACACCUUGUUUCAACAGCGAUGAAUCGCAAAAAUGUAACAAAUGCUGCAUUCGGCGUUCUUUUUACGAAACGACUUGCUUUGGAAGAAAAUACUUAUACCUCCGUACGCUUCGAAAUCUAUAGUAUUAAAGUAUACUAUGCGGGAGAAGAAGAAGAAUAUAUAUAUAUAUACACAUAUAUAUGUAGGUAUAUGAUGCAGAAGCCGAAGAACGUCUCGCAAAAUGGUGUCGUUCUAUUCGGGCGCUAUGUGCGGUAUUGCGCCUUCUUUAAAUUUGUUUGCUUGAAUUUGAAUCGACAUUAUGUUAUAGUUGAAAAUGUAAUAGAAUGCUCAUAUUAGAUCAUUUAUAGUUCUUAUAAUAAUUAGUUGUUUAUUAUCUGCGUAAAUCAUAAAACUUUUCUAGAAUUUAUUAUUCCUUUAUUGAAAUUUUAAUAUUUUCAAACCUAAAAUUAUAAACCACUGCGUUUUAUCUGAAAGAAUUUAUUAGUAUAGAGGAAAAUUAAAAAUACAAGCGUUAAAGUGCAUAUAGUGUGCAUCGCGCGAGUGCAUCAAAUGAAGGCUCGUUUUCAAAAACUGAUGUCAGCAAACUGUUGAUAUUCGACUGUCGAUCAGAGAUUCGUAUGGCCAUUGGUCAACCGUGCUCUCCGGGACUGUGCUGCGCCCAAUCAAAUGUCUCUUUACUUACUUCCUGACCUGCAACUCGCUGUGUCCUCGUCUUAUGCACCGACAAUUCGACGAGUUUUCCGAAGCUGUCGUGUGCUAUGUAAGUCUAUACAUACGUUUAUAUAUGUAUAUGUUAGUCUAGCAUUCUGUCAACAUGGCUGGAGAUAAAAUUUGUUGUGCCAGCUACGUUGAAAAUGGUGAAAACAUGACGGAAAAAGACGAGUCGAGCGUUCAUUCAGACAUGGAAGAGGAGGCCAAAGAAAGCCCUGAAUUUGUUAUACAGCCGGAUUAUCCUGAAUUCGAGUUCUCAACAAGUGCUUGCUAUAUUUGCAAUGGUUAUUAUGGGCCGUGUUUUGGAGAACCAGUUUGUGCAACUUGCCAUGCAUUUUUAUUUCCUGACGAUGUGGGGCUACUUCAAGCACCUAUAUUUAGCGAAAAAACUGAUGAUGAGGAUUCUGGCAACGAUGAGCCCGUUGAUUUAUUUUAUAACACAGAAAGAAGAGCUAGUCAAACGGAUCAAAAUUCCUCUCAAGAUUCUACACCACUAGUUUCCAGCCCUUCAGACUCACCUGAUCAAAAUCGAGCUGUAUAUUUUCAGCAAUACAAUUUUGUACCAGCAAGGUGUAACAAUGCACCAGCCAAUAAUGAUAAUGCUGUUAAUAAUGUGGAUCAGAAUAAUGACGACCCACAGCAAAACAAUCCAAAUGAUUUACGUUUGGACCUGAAUAAUCUGCAAAUAAGGCAGGAUGUUGAAAAUUUUCCACAACAUGAUGUUCUUGAAGAGGACUUUCAAAGUCCUGAAGAAGAUUCUGGACCAGUUGAGGAAGCAGAACCGGAUAAUCAUGAAUAUGCUGGAUUGUUUCAACCCAUGAGAAAUUACGAAGCGUAUGCAGAAAAGGGUGAACCAUCAAGACCAUGGAACUUAUCAAAGAGACUAGAUUUGUUAACUAAUUAUAAACAAAUUGAGCAUAAGUCUAUCAGUGAACCAGGCCUUGUUGAAAGGUUGCCACCUGAAGUUCUUUUGGCAGUAUUUUCUCAUUUAGAUGAUGUUAGUCUUUGGUGUGCAGCAAAUGUUUGUCGAAGAUGGUGCAAUUUAUUGUCUACCCAUAUAACUCCAGAUUUGUGGCAAAGACACGUUAAAUUGAGAUGGCCUUUGUUCAAACCAACAAAUGGAAUGGUUGGAAAUUGGUAUAAGGCCUAUGAUAGACUUGCAUCUUCGGCUCCAUGUAAAACAUGCUUAUCUCAGACUUCUUUGCAUCGCACACGGCCUCCUAAAGUUGAAGAAAACUCAUGGAGGAGAAAUAGAUUACGAAUUGAAUUAAAAGGUUUAAGAAGUGACCCACCUGAAGGCAUAGAAGCAACCCCUCUCGAUCAAAUGUGCUGCCAUUGGCAAGCAACAAUUACAGGACCAGCUGGUAGUCCAUAUGAAGGAGGUGUCUUCUAUCUCUAUCUUCAAGUACCAUACAGUUAUCCAAUGAGACCACCAGUGGUAAGAUUUUUAACAAAAAUACUUCACCCAAAUGUUUCUAGACAUGGGGAUGUUGGAAUUGAUUCGAUACAUCAUAAUUGGUCUUUAGCAUUGACAAUAUCAAAAGUUCUCAUCAGUGUUCAAAGUUUACUUACAGAUCCUUAUUGUCAGGUUUGUAUGGAACCUGAAUUAGGUGAAAUGUAUAUGAAUGAUAGAGCAAGGUUUGAAGAAGUAGCACGAGCAUGGACAUGGAAGUAUGCUAUGCAUAAUGUUCUCGAACCUUCCUAGUUUGAGAAAAUAUUUGUGCAAAAUUAAAAAUUGUGAUGCGUACGAAAGGUUCCUAGAAAAUAGUGCUAAUCGUACGGCUUGUUAAGCGAGUUGUCUGCUACCCAGAGAAAAUAAUAUUUUAUCACGAAAUUUGUUUUUAAAAAUAUUUAAUGCAAUAUAUUUAACAUAAAAAGAGCUUCGAAAUACUAAGUUUUUGUUUGCAAAUCAUAUGCUCUUCAGUUUCAGACAUCCAUAAUUAAUAUGUUCACAAAUAUAUUAGAUGAAUUAUCAAAUGAAUGUUUUUAGUAAAAAAAGAUUGAAUAUAUUAAUUGUAUACUUAGAAGGCUUUAGUCUACAAGUGCGAGCAAAUAACACAAUGACUUUUAUACAUACAUACAUAAAUUGUUUUAAUUAUUGUCUUUAGGCGCAUAAAAUAAUAUGCCUAUUAUAUUUUCAUUUCGAUAUAUUUUAUUUUUGUCUAGUAUGUAAAUAGAUAUUCUUCACAUACAUACUGUUAUCAUAGAAGAAUCCUCUCUUAUGUUAAGAAAACUAUUUUGUAAAUUUAAAUUCUCUUAUAUUUUUAAGAUUCCCCUGUAUUUUCUUAAGAGUAUUUUAUAAAACUAAUAUGAAAUAAAAACAAUGAUUAUUCCAACUUGCAUAUAUAUUUAUUUUAAACAUAUAUAAUUUGACACAUUGUUAUUACCUGUAUAAAAUUCUCUAAAGCUUUACUUACUAAAGCUUUGAAAACCUAAUUAUUUAUCAAAUCAAAUGAAUUAUAAAUUAAAAGAAGUUUGUAAAAUUAAUUGACUUGAUAUACAUGGUAAAUACAUUUUAUUCAUUUAUAACUUAAGUAUCGACGUUUCAUUCGGAUCAAGAGAUAAAAAACUAUUAAACACUAAGUAAUACGGUCGACAUGAAUUGCUUAUAUUAAAAUGUGUAUCAAAUAAUAACACAACAUGAACUAUAUCAACAAGUAAUUGGUCAAAAAAUGAGGAUAUAAAA